UAACAAAGCCAGAAAGAAACUUGGUUGUGAGAAAUAUGGCGGCUGUGACACCAAUUGUGAUGCCGAUUGUGAGCGCAUGUUUGGGGGCAUUCUGUGCUUGUAUUAACCCAGACAUUCAAGAAAAACUGAAGUUCAUUAAAAAAAGCACAAAAGAUUUUCUGGAUGAUGCAGAGAGGGCAUUGAAAGAUCUCAAGGAUAAUUAUGUCCUCCGAGAUCAGGAAUUAUUGGCCAGUAGGCAUGGGAUGCAACUCACACCACAAGCUCAAAGAUGGCAUGAAAAGGUUCAAAUCAAUGAGAAAGAAACCAAGAUGAAAGAAAUAAAUGAUGACUACACCAACAGAGGUCGUCUUAUUGGAAGUUGCUCUCUCAAUUGUUGGGCUAACUACAAGAUUAGCCAAAGAUCAAUCAAGUUAUUCAAAGAGAUCAAGACAUUGAAGACAGAACAUAAUGAUUUCAAAGAAAUAACAGAAUCACAACCUCCAAGAGUAGUUAGGGAGAUCCCUACUUCAAUUAUUGCUGUGGACAGUGUAAUAAAGUUAAAUCUUGAGAAAGUUCGUGGUUACUUGGCUGAUGACAAUGUAUCCAUGGUAGGGAUUUGGGGCAUGGGAGGGGUUGGAAAGACAACUCUCUUGAAUGAAAUCAAUAACUCAUUACAAGAUGGUGAUACUAACUUGUGGUUCAAGCAUGUUAUCUAUCUGGUGGUUUCAAAAGAACCUCAAUUUGAGAAGCUUCAAAUGGAGAUAUCUAAAAGGUUGGGAUUGCCCUGUGACUCCGAGAAGGGUGAUGUAUUUGAGUUUUUGAAGAAUAAGGACUUUUUGCUACUCUUGGAUGAUAUUUGGAAUAGGGUAGACCUUCCAGAAACUCUUGGUAUUCCACUUCCUCAUCAACAAGACCAAAAUUGUGGAGAUAGAGGUCAAAGGUACAAACACAAAGUGAUCUUCACAUCCAGAAAGGAUGAUGUGUGUGCUCAAAUGAAAGCCGACAGGAGGAUCAAAGUUGAAUGUUUAUGUACAGAAGAUGCAUGGCGUCUUUUCAAGCAGCACGCGAAUGAAGGGUUCAUCAGUUCCAGUACUUAUCAUGAAAAACUAGCAAGGAAAGUUAUGAAGAAGUGUUGCGGCUUACCACUUGCCCUUAAAGUUGUUGGUAGUGCCAUGUCGAACAAGAAGACACCUGAAGAGUGGAAAGACAUGCUCACAUCAUUAUGCAAGUUGGACUACCAAACUAUUACACAUGAUAUGGAAGAGCUAUUGUUUCACACUUUAAAGCUUAGUUAUGAUAAUUUGGUUAGUGAUACUUUGCGAGAAUGUUUCUUAUGUUGUGCUCAAUGGCCUGAAGAUGAGCGCAUUCUAGCAUAUGAUCUUAUAGAGUAUUGGAUUGGAUUUGGAUUGAUUUAUGACUUUGAAAAUAUUGGAGAGGCUUUUAACAGAGGAUAUUCUCUCAUUAGAAAGUUAAAUGAAGUAUGUUUGUUGGAAUUGGAGUAUGACUUUGACUCUAAUGAAGAUUAUGUCAAAUUACAUGAUGUGAUUCACGAUAUGGCACUGUGGAUUUUCUCCGAGUGUGGGGAAAAAAAGAACAAAUUGAUUGUAGUUACAAGUGAUGGUUUAAGACAUUCUUUAAAGUGGGAAGCAGUUAGUUGGCAAGAGACAGAACGAAUAUUGCUCAGAGGUUUCAAUAUGAAGAGUCACCUAGAAUUAUUAAGUUAUCAAAAUAUUGAUGAAAAUGACCAAGCUUCUAUUACGCCAACUUCUCCUCGAUAUCCUAAUCUCAAGAGUGUAUCUAUUAAACUAAAUGGUCACUGCCUUUGGUACCAUGAUAGUUUGCUAAACUUUUUUCCUUAUAUGCCGUCUCUCAUAUAUUUGAAUCUAUCUGGGAGUUCUAUCUCGGAUCUUUCAAAAGAAAUUCGACUUUUAGUCAACCUUCGAUACCUCAACAUCAGCUGCACAGAUAUUCAAUCACUUCCACCUGAACUAGAAGAUCUGAACGAAUUAAAAUAUUUCAUUUGCAGAGGUUUUCCAUAUGGAAGAAGGGUUGAUGGGUUGUCUAUAAUGUCAAGGUUGCCCAAGUUGCAAGUGCUUGAUCUAUUUCAUACUACUGGUUUAGAAGCAGAUGAUUUGAGUUUAUUGAAAGGAAGAGUUAAAGGGAUUGGUAUGAAUGUGACCUCAGUUGGGAUUCUUGGACUUCUCAAAUAUUUGCCAACCUGGAAUAUAAGUAUUGAAGGACUACAGAAUAUGUGCACCCUCCAACUUUGUGACUUAAGUGACAAACAUUGUGAGGGUUUGAUGAAGUUAAGAAUCAGUAUGUGUGACUUUGAUGAGUUGUUGAUAAAUGGCAGCGUAAGGCAUAUUAAGUUGGGAAACCUAAAAAAGCUCAAGCAAAUCACUUGGCCAGAAACAGUACCCAGUGAAUGCGUCUCGAGAUUAACGUACGUUUCAUUUAUGAGUUGUAAUUCUCUGAAGAGUCUUUCAUCAGUUGUGCAUCUCCCAUGCCUUAGGACAUUGGUAGUAGAAUGUUGUUCAGCAAUGGAGGAAUUGAUUGACCCUGCAGACAUGCAACUUGCUUCAUUUGGCCGUGCCAUCUUUCCUAGCCUACAAUCUUUGAAUAUCUAUAAUUUGCCAAACUUAGUGAGCUUGAGCACUUGUCCAUUGGAUUUUCCUGUUUUGUCUGAUCUUUACUUGGAAAGCUGUCCUAAAUUGAAGAAGCUUAAUUUCAAGUCAUCCAUUGUCAAUAACAAAUUCAAGGAGGUGAUGGUUAUUGGCAGAGGAUUGUGGGAGGGUUUGGAAUGGGAGGACACAUCAAUCCAAUCUCACCUGACCAAGUUUCGUAAUAUAUAGCAUGCAGAUCUAUAUUCAGGAAUGCAAGGAUAGAGCUAUCAAGAAUUUCAGUACUGUUGAUGCUUGUGCUUCUUCAGCCAUUGCGUGGAUGGCAUCUAGAAGUUCGGUUCCUUGGCAUAGGUUUAGCCUUUCAGCUGGGUCUGGUAUGCUGGCAGGCAUGUGGAUGUUUAAUCUCUCAUUAGUUGGGAUAAAAUUCUAGGGCGUGAUUGGGAUCGCAUGAAGUUGGGAUUGGCUGGCAUGUAGGUUCCCCUUCUCAAUUUAUACAUUUAUAUACAUGUAUAUAUGUUCCCGUAUUUUGCAACACCAUCUGCAAUUGUGGCAUUGUGUGGAGCUCCCCAGUGAUCAUGAGGCAUAAUUAGAUUUAUCUAUUUGUGCUUCGGUAAAUAUGUAAUGGCAGCACCUCUCUAAUUAUUGGUUUUCUUUGUGAUUUUCUAUCAUUUCUUUGUGUAACUUGAUAAUUCCGUUCCCGAUUUAAACUAUGAUUUAUUUUCUACUAAAUAUUUGUAAAGUAUUAUCAC
Dioscorea cayenensis subsp. rotundata (Guinea yam) is the source of this 3349-nucleotide messenger RNA. RefSeq names its product disease resistance protein SUMM2-like. The transcript is spliced from 5 exons. Gene Ontology annotation, molecular function: ADP binding; ATP hydrolysis activity. The record is from RefSeq and is a predicted model, not a curated record. Bases 36 to 2831 code for a protein of 931 amino acids. NCBI's taxonomy places the organism in Eukaryota, Viridiplantae, Streptophyta, Magnoliopsida, Dioscoreales, Dioscoreaceae.